This is a messenger RNA of Odocoileus virginianus texanus, 4567 nucleotides long. It is a transcript of the gene ADGRA3, whose product is annotated as adhesion G protein-coupled receptor A3. Gene Ontology annotation, biological process: G protein-coupled receptor signaling pathway; cell surface receptor signaling pathway. NCBI's taxonomy places the organism in Eukaryota, Metazoa, Chordata, Mammalia, Artiodactyla, Cervidae. Gene Ontology annotation, molecular function: protein binding; G protein-coupled receptor activity. Gene Ontology annotation, cellular component: plasma membrane; external side of plasma membrane. The record is from RefSeq and is a predicted model, not a curated record.
GGCGGCGACUGAGGAGGCGGUGGAGGAAGCGGCGGCGCUCCCGCCCGGCCGUAGAGCGGCGCUGGGACCCACGCGGCCGUGACCCCGCGGCUCCCCAGAGGCCGAGCGCGGCAGCUGCGGACAAAGGAGCAUGUCGGCGCCGAGGAGGGCGCGUUCUCCGGCCACCUCGAGACUCCGGGCGCCGCCGGGCCCGCGCUGCGCUCCCGUCCGCCGGGCCACCGGGGCGGCCCGCUAGGCCAGCGCUGCGCCGCUCGGUCCGCAGGCCCCGGCCGGCCGCCCGGCCCGCAGCAUGGAACGGCCCCGGCGCCCGCGGGGCCGCCCGCCGCCGCCCCUUCUGCUGCUGCCGCUGGCGCUGCUCGCGCUGCUGGGCGGCGAGGCCGUGGCUCUGCCCUCGGGCUGCAAGCACGACGGGCGGCCCCGCGGGGCCGGGAGGGCGGCGGGCGCCGCCGAGGGCAAGGUGGUGUGCAGCAGCCUGGAGCUCGCGCAGGUCCUGCCCCCGGACACGCUGCCGAACCGCACGGUCACCCUGAUUCUGAGUAACAAUAAAAUAUCCGAGCUGAAGAAUGGCUCAUUUUCUGGGUUAAGUCUCCUUGAAAGAUUGGACCUCCGAAACAAUCUUAUUAGUAGUAUAGACCCAGGUGCCUUUUGGGGACUGUCAUCGUUAAAAAGAUUGGAUCUGACAAACAACCGAAUAGGGUGUCUGAAUGCAGAUAUAUUCCGAGGACUCACCAAUUUGGUUAGGCUAAACCUUUCAGGGAACUUGUUUUCUUCAUUAUCUCAAGGAACUUUUGAUUAUCUUGGCUCAUUACGAUCUUUAGAAUUUCAGACUGAGUAUCUGCUGUGUGAUUGUAACAUACUGUGGAUGCACCGCUGGGUAAAGGAGAGAAACGUCACGGUGCGGGACACGCGGUGUGUUUAUCCCAAGUCUCUUCAGGCCCAGCCGGUCACAGGUGUGAAGCAGGAGUUGUUGACAUGCGAUCCUCCCCUUGAAUUACCAUCUUUCUACAUGACUCCGUCUCAUCGUCAAGUUGUAUUUGAAGGAGACAGCCUUCCUUUCCAGUGCAUGGCGUCAUAUAUCGAUCAAGACAUGCAAGUGUUAUGGUAUCAGGAUGGGCGAAUAGUCGAAACUGAUGAAUCGCAAGGUAUCUUUGUUGAAAAGAACAUGAUUCACAACUGCUCAUUGAUUGCAAGUGCCCUAACCAUUUCUAAUAUUCAGGCUGGAUCGACUGGAAAUUGGGGCUGCCACGUCCAGACCAAGCGUGGGAACAAUACGAGAACCGUGGAUAUUGUGGUCUUAGAAAGCUCUGCGCAGUACUGCCCUCCUGAGAGGGUGGUGAACAAUAAAGGAGAUUUCAGGUGGCCCAGAACGCUGGCGGGCAUCACCGCGUACCUGCAGUGUACUCGGAACGCCCACGGCAGUGGGAUCUACCCUGGGAACGCCCAGGACGAGAGAAAGGCCUGGCGCAGAUGUGAUCGAGGGGGCUUUUGGGCGGAUGAUGAUUACUCCCGCUGCCAGUAUGCGAAUGAUGUCACUAGAGUUCUCUAUAUGUUUAAUCAGAUGCCCCUCAAUCUUACCAACGCUGUGGCUACAGCCCGACAAUUAUUAGCUUACACUGUGGAAGCAGCCAACUUUUCGGACAAGAUGGAUGUUAUAUUUGUGGCUGAAAUGAUAGAGAAAUUUGGAAGAUUUACCAAAGAGGAAAAAUCAAAAGAGCUCGGCGAUGUGAUGGUUGACAUCGCAAGUAACAUCAUGUUGGCUGAUGAACGUGUCCUGGGGCUGGCGCAGAGGGAGGCCAGAGCCUGCAGUAGAAUUGUUCAGUGUCUGCAGCGCAUCGCCACAUACCGACUGGCAAACGGAGCUCAUGUUUAUUCAACAUAUUCACCCAAUAUUGCUCUGGAAGCUUAUGUCAUCAAGGCUACUGGCUUCACUGGGAUGACAUGUACCGUGUUCCAGAAAGUGGCCGCCACUGACCGGACAGGCCUGUCUGACUAUGGGAGGCGAGAUCCCGAUGGAAACCUGGAUAAACAGCUGAGCUUUAAGUGCAAUGUUUCGAAUACGUUUUCAAGUCUGGCUCUGAAGAACACUAUUGUGGAGGCUUCUAUUCAGCUUCCUCCUUCCCUUUUCUCACCAAAGCAAAAAAGAGAAGUCAGACCAAGUGAUGACUCUCUCUAUAAGCUGCAACUCAUCGCGUUCCGCAAUGGAAAGCUUUUUCCGGCCACCGGGAAUUCAACAAAUUUGGCCGAUGAUGGAAAACGGCGUACAGUGGUUACCCCCGUGAUUCUCACCAAAAUAGAUGGUGUGAACGUUGAUACCCACCACAUCCCCGUUAAUGUGACGCUGCGUCGAAUUGCGCAUGGAGCAGAUGCUGUGGCUGCCCAGUGGGAUUUCGAUCUGCUGAAUGGACAAGGAGGCUGGAAGUCAGAUGGGUGCCAUAUACUCUAUUCGGAUGAAAAUAUCACCAGCAUUCAGUGCUACUCCCUUAGUAACUAUGCAGUUUUAAUGGAUCUGACGGGGUCCGAACUCUACAACCAGGCGGCCCAGCUCCUGCACCCCGUGGUCUACACUACUGCUGUUAUUCUUCUCUUGUGCCUCUUAGCGGUCAUCGUCAGUUACAUGUACCAUCACAGUUUGAUUAGAAUCAGUCUCAAAGGCUGGCACAUGCUUGUGAAUUUGUGCUUUCAUAUUUUUCUGACCUGUGUGGUCUUUGUGGGAGGAAUAAGUCAAACUAGAAAUGCCAGCGUCUGCCAAGCAGUUGGAAUAAUUCUUCAUUAUUCCACUCUUGCUACAGUACUAUGGGUGGGAGUGACAGCUCGGAACAUCUACAAACAAGUCACUAAAAAAGCUAAAAGAUGCCAGGACCCUGAUGAGCUGCCACCUCCACCAAGACCAAUGCUCAGGUUCUACCUGAUCGGUGGUGGUAUACCCAUCAUAGUUUGUGGCAUCACUGCAGCAGCAAACAUCAAGAAUUACGGCAGUCGGCCAAAUGCACCCUAUUGCUGGAUGGCGUGGGAACCCUCCUUGGGAGCCUUCUACGGGCCCGCCAGCUUCAUCACUUUUGUAAACUGCAUGUACUUUCUCAGCAUAUUUAUUCAGUUGAAAAGACACCCUGAGCGCAGAUAUGAGCUGAAGGAGCCGGCCGAGGAGCAGCAGCGGCUGGCAGCCAAUGAGAACGGCGACGUCAAUCAUCAGGACUCCCUGUCUCUGUCCCUGAUUUCCACUUCAGCCCUGGAGAACGAACACACUUUCCACGCCCAGCUUCUGGGGGCCAGCCUCACCUUGCUCUUGUAUGUCGCCCUGUGGAUGUCUGGGGCCUUGGCUGUUUCUUUGUAUUACCCUUUGGACUUGGUUUUUAGCUUCUUUUUCGGGGCCACGUGUUUGAGCCUCAGCGCGUUCAUCGUGGUUCACCACUGUGUCAACAGGGAGGACGUCCGGCUCGCGUGGAUCAUGACGUGCUGCCCGGGACGGAGCGCCUACUCAGUCCAGGUCAACGUGCAGGCCCCCAGCUCCAGCGGGCCGAGCGGCGAGGCGCCCAAGUGCGCCAACAGCAGCGCAGAGUCUUCAUGCACCAACAGGAGCGCUUCGAGCUUCAAAAACUCCCAGGGCUGCAAGCUGACCAACUUGCAGGCUGCCGCGGCCCAGUGCCACACCAGUUCCCUACCUUUGAAUGCCACGCCUCAGCUCGACAACAGCCUGACAGAGCAUUCAGUGGACAAUGAUAUUAAAAUGCACGUGGCGCCUUUAGAGGUUCCACUUCGAACGAAUGUGCACCCAGGCCGCCAUCAUAAAAACAGAAGCAAAGGGCACCGGGCCAGCAGACUCACGGUCCUCAGAGAAUACGCCUACGACGUCCCCACGAGCGUGGAAGGCAGUGUGCAGAACGGCCUGCCCAAAAGUCGACUGGGCAGUAAUGAAGGACACUCUCGGAGUCGGAGGGCGUACUUAGCCUACAGAGAGAGACAGUACAACCCCCCCCAGCAAGAUAGCAGUGAUGCCUGUAGCACGCUCCCCAAAAGCAGCAGGAAUUUUGAAAAGCCUGUUUCAACUAGUAGUAAAAAAGAUGCGAUAAGGAAGCCAACUGCAGUUGAACUUGAAAGUCAGCAAAAGUCUUAUGGCCUGAACUUGGCUAUUCAGAACGGACCAAUCAAAAGCAGUGGGCAGGAGGGACCCUUGCUGGGUACGGAUAGCACUGGCAAUGUGAGGACUGGGUUGUGGAAACACGAAACUACUGUGUAGAGUUGGUGGGCUUCCUGGGUAAGAAAUCCAUAUAAACUGUGAUAGUCACAUUCCUUUAAGCUAUGAACGUGUAAAGCAGACUGUUUACAGCCACCUUAGGGAUUCAAAAGAAUUUUGAAUAAACUUUUAAGUUUUGGAUUUUGUGUAUUUUAUAUCCCCCAAGUGUUGCUUUUUUAUGAAUUUUGGAAAAAGCCUCUAAAACAAUUUUUCAGUUGUCAAAGCACCAGCAAGACAUUUUGGGAAUCUGAAAUGUAAUUUUCUUGAAAUCUGUAAUAUCUACUUAACGUUGCAGGCUUGUAUUUAGUACAAUAAAUAGGUGUUUGUCAUUGUGUC